Messenger RNA from Mustela lutreola (European mink), 1760 nucleotides. RefSeq names its product lipopolysaccharide-binding protein-like. The transcript has 16 exons. Lineage: Eukaryota; Metazoa; Chordata; Mammalia; Carnivora; Mustelidae. The record is from RefSeq and is a predicted model, not a curated record. Gene Ontology annotation, molecular function: lipopolysaccharide binding. Gene Ontology annotation, biological process: innate immune response; acute-phase response; defense response to Gram-negative bacterium. Bases 87 to 1559 code for a protein of 490 amino acids.
CCCCACUCAGGAGCCACCUCUGCCCCAACCCCCUUGUUACUUAAGGGAGCGGGGCCCCGUCUGGGCCACCGCACUGGGAAUCCAGGAUGAAGCCCUUGGCUGGGGCCCUGCCUUCCCUCCUGUUGAGACUGCUGCUCACAUCCACCCCGGGCGCCCUGGGCACCAACCCUGGCCUGGUUGCCAGGAUCACUGACAAGGGCCUACAGUAUGUGGCCAGGGAGGGGUCAGUGGCUCUGCAGAAGGAACUGCUCAGAAUCACACUGCCUGACUUCACCGGGGACUUCAAAAUCAAGCCCUUUGGCCGAGGGCACUAUGAGUUCUACAGCCUGAGCAUCCACAGCUGUGAGCUGCGUGGCUCUACUCUGAGGCCCCUGCCCGGCCAGGGCCUGAGCCUCAGCAUCUCUGACUCCUUCAUCAGAGUCGAGGGAGAGUGGAAGGCGCGCAAAGCCUUUGUCAGCAGACCAGAGACAAGAGUUCAAGUGAAACUACAUGGCUCCUUUGAUGUGCAGGUCAAGGGCAUUACCAUUUCCGUCAGUCUUGUCUUGGGCAGGGAGCCCUCUGGGAGGCCCACCAUCACUGCCUCCGGCUGCAGCAGCCAUAUUCAAGACGUGGAGGUGGACAUAUCGGGAGGUUUGGGGUGGCUGUUGAAUCUCUUCCACAACCAGAUUGAAUCCAAAUUCCGCAGAGUAUUGGAGAGCAAGGUUUGCGAAAUGCUCCAGAAUUCGGUGACCUCGGACCUGCAGCCUUAUCUCCAAACUCUGCCAGUCACAACAGAGAUCGACAGUUUUGCUGGCAUUGAUUACAGUUUAAUGGAAGCCCCUCGGGCAACAGCCCAAAUGCUGGACGUGAUGUUUAAGGGUGAAAUUUUUAGCCGUGAUCACUAUUCCCCAGUCACCUUCCUUGCUCCUGUCAUGAGUCUUCCUGAGCAACAGGACCGAAUGGUCUACUUUGCCGUCUCUGAUUAUGUCUUCAACACAGCCAGCCUGGUUUAUCAUGAGUCCGGAUACCUGAACUUCUCCAUCACAGAUGACAUGGUUCCCCAGGGCUCUAACAUCCGGCUGACCACCAAGUCCUUCCGCCCCUUCGUCCCCAGGUUAGCCAGACUGUACCCCAACAUGAACUUGGAGCUCCAGGGAGCAAUGGCCUCUGCCCCAUCCCUGAACUUCAGUCCUGGGAAUCUGUCCUCGACCCCCCUGAUGGAGAUCGAAGGCUUUGUCCUCCUGCCCAGCUCCGUCAAGGAGCCUGUCUUCCGGCUUGGUGUGGCUACUAAUGUUUCUGCCAUGUUGACCUUCAACACCAGCAGGAUCACUGGGUUCCUGAAACCGGGAAAGAUACAAGUGGAACUGAAAGAAUCUAAAGUUGGGGUGUUCAAUGUGGAGCUGUUGGAGGCGCUACUCAACUACUACAUUCUCAACACCCUCUACCCCAAGGUCAAUGAGAAGUUGGCAGAAGGCUUCCCCCUUCCGCUGCUCAAGGAUAUUCAGCUCUAUGACCCUGUUCUCGAGAUCCACAAGGAUUUCCUGUUCCUGGGCACCAACCUCCAGUACAAGAGAGCGUGAGGGCCACGACCCAGCUAGGGUUUGGAGCCCACAGCUGGACUGGCAAAUUGUAUUUCCAUAUGUGCAGCAUUUUCCAGGGGAGAUGAAGACUUCUCUGUUCCCAACUCUGGGGGAGAGGUCCACUGGGGUGCCCUGGGCCUCUUCAGCGAGUGCACCCCCACCCUUUCUGCCCCUGGGCUUUCCAGCCCCCAUCUCCCUGGG